AUGGAGAAUUUAGACGGCCAGAAGCAAACCAUCAAAAAUACAAUCAAUGAUACACGAGCAAGAAUAAUAAAAAAGUUAUACGACUUAGAACAAAAAAUACUUCUUGAGUUAGACACACAACAUGGUAAACGUAAAUCCGUACUAAGCAAACUUUUAAACCGUUUGAAAAAUUCGGAAGGAGAUUUAAAUUGUCUGAAAGAGCAAACAUCACAAUUGAAAUCAUUUGCAUCCGAGAUUCAACUUUUCCUGGGAACGCGCCAGAUCAACGAAACAGUCUUUAAAGAAGUAGAAUCCGUUAAAGAAAGAAUCAAGUCUGUGCAGAACUAUGAAGUUUACUUACAGUUAUAUCCAGUUGUCAAGGCGUUUAUGAAUGAGAUAGAUCAGCUAGGCAAAAUAUCCAUUAAGAAGACUACCACAAAUAUACUGUUCAAAGAAGCAAAGGCAGACCAAGCCCAGAUGCAGCUUCGAUUGCCCGAAAUGACAGACAUUAAUAGCGUCUCUCUCAAAUUAAAGAAGGAAUUUAAAUUGAAAAAAAAGGAUUUUGGGAUGUGGAUGUCUGGAUGCAACAUAUUACCAAAUGGUAAUUUGUUAAUAGCUGAUUAUGUAGGAAAUAAAAUGAUUAUGGAGUAUAGUGAAGACGGAAAACAUAUCCGUGACAUACCAUGCUCUAGACCACCGUUUGAUCUAACAGUCAUAGACACUGACCAUAUUGCUGUUACAUAUGGAAAUUGUCAGUACAUAGAGAUUUUAAAUAUAAAGAACAAUAAAGUCUGGAGGAAAGUUAAAUUUGAGAGAGACUGCUACGGAAUAUCAUACCAGGACAAUAAACUAUUUAUCAUUUCAAGAGGCAUUGAAAUAACAGAUAUAUCAGGAAAAGUACUAAAAACAUUAAGAGUUGACUGUGGAUUAUACUUAGAAACAACUACUGAUAGAAUUUAUUUCACCGCUGAAAUAGAUCAUACUGUACAUUGUAUCUCCAUGACAGGUGAAGAAAUAUGGGUAAAUAAGGUGGAAUCCAUGAUCAAUCCGAUGGACAUCACUGUAGAUGAUCAUCAAAAUGUAUUUAUUGUUGAUCGAGAUUCGAAUUAGCUAAUGUUAAUACAGGAUAGAGGGAGGGCAAGUAAAACACUACUAACCGGAACGGACGUCUGCACACACCAUCUGCGCUACACUACAACUAAGACAAAAAAGUAUUACUUCUGUGUAACCAGAUUGAUAGUGCAGCCUUAUACAAUCGUGAAUAGUUUCAUUAACCUUAUUUCAUAUUCUUUUUCAAACGCAUAAUUUUUUUGUUAAUUUGAAACAGCCUUUCCUAAUGAUAAUGUAAUUUAGGUAAUAGACAUUUUCGAAAAAAAAAAAAAUGUUAUUGAUCAGUUUUUUGUUUUUAAAAAAGACUGUAUUAUGAAGCAAAGAGAUUCACUACUCUGUGAAAAUCAAUGGGACUAUAAUUUAGACAUAAAAUGUUUUCCGAUUCAUAUAAAUGAAGAUGUUACUUUUUGAAUAAACAUUUACUUUGGU
Mytilus californianus (California mussel) is the source of this 1518-nucleotide messenger RNA. RefSeq lists its product as uncharacterized. NCBI's taxonomy places the organism in Eukaryota, Metazoa, Mollusca, Bivalvia, Mytilida, Mytilidae. The transcript has a single exon. The record is from RefSeq and is a predicted model, not a curated record. Bases 1 to 1089 code for a protein of 362 amino acids.